Messenger RNA from Vitrella brassicaformis, 599 nucleotides. The record is from the annotation of a GenBank genome assembly. NCBI's taxonomy places the organism in Eukaryota, Vitrellaceae.
CUCCUUUCCCCACCCUUCGGGCAGAGAUCAUGUCCAUCCUUCUCCCUCCAGCACCGCCACAGGAGCUCUCCCCCGAGCCAACCGGGCCAACAGCGCCAGAGAGCAGUACAGAGGCACAAGUCCCGCCCGAAACGAGCGAGCCCACGGCAUCUGAAGCAGCCGCAAAUGAGGGCGAAAAGGGUCCGCACAAUGGCGUACCACCGCCCCCUCCCCCCCCACCGCCGCCCCCACCCCCUCCCCCACCCGCAGUCGUCACUGACUACACCGGUGGGCAGCAGAUAGACAGACAUGAAACAUGUGGCCUGAUGGGGGCUUGGGUGGGUAUCAUGCAUGUAAGUGGCGUGUGUGUAUGUGUUUCAUUCAGGAAUGACCUAUGCCAUGUGAUCGAUGGAUCGAUCGAGGCAGCGAGUAGAUGAAGCGGCAGGGCCUUGGCAGAUAGACAGCCGUAGCUAGCCUGUUUGAGCACAAGACGCUGCGUUGUCUUAGUGUGGAAGAGGCAUGGCAUGCGCUUGUGUGCCCUUAGUGCACCCACUCGUGUAGGCCGACAGACAGACAAUUGACAGUAGAUGAAAGAGUGAGUGACUCGAUCCUGAGUGGGA